UGUGUGUGUGUGUGGAGGAGACCGAGAAAGAGAGAGGGAGAGAGAGAGAGAGCGGGGAGGUUUGGCUGAUAAGCUUUGUUAUUGGAGCAGUUGGUAUUUUGGCCGAGCCGAAUGUAGAGUUGGGUGUUACGGAUAAAAACGGACAAAACGGACACUCUGACACAGAAGCUUCCCGAAGCUGCCGCAGAGCCUGAGCCAUGUCUCUGUCCCCGGGAGAGCUUCUGUCGGGCUCCAUGUUAAUCCUGCUGCUGGUCGCCAGCUCCUCGGAGUUGUCCUUGUCGCCUGAUGAAGCGCACCAGUUUUUAAGGAGACACCGGAGAGCGAACCAGGUUUUUGAGGAAACCAAACAAGGGCAUUUGGAGAGGGAGUGUGUGGAGGAGAGGUGCACCAAAGAGGAGGCGAGAGAAGUGUUUGAAAACGACCCUGAAACGGACUAUUUCUACCCCAGGUAUAUGGCAUGUGUGGAAAAAUUUGCAGACAAGAAGAAGGAAGACCUGGUCACCUGCGUCCACAACAUUCCAGACCAGUGUUCCCCUAAUCCUUGUCAUCACACAGGGACAGUGCGCUGCGAGGACAAAAAGGGCAACUUCCUGUGCCACUGCUUCACAGGGUGGACCGGCCCCAAGUGUGCGAACGAUGUGAAUGAAUGCAGUAAAGAGAACGGGAAGUGUGAUCAUGAGUGCAGCAAUUCGGUGGGGAGUUACCGCUGUUCCUGUCGCAAUGGUUACAGACUGUCUGGGCACCACCGCUGUAUGGAUGUUAACGAGUGCACCGACGUCCCCGGGGUGUGUGGCACAGCACAGUGCGUGAACCUCAUAGGGUCCUACGAGUGCCUUUGCGACGUCGGAUACGUCUAUAAUAACGAGACCAAAACCUGUGACGACGUGGACGAAUGCGAAUCGCCCGUGUGUGAGGAGCAGUGUGUCAACACUCCCGGGAGUUUCCGCUGCUACUGCGACGGCAGACAGGGGAAGAAGCUCGGGCGUGACCUGAGAAGCUGUGAGAGAAUCGAGCCUUGUCUGGAGCUGAAUAUAAAGAGGAAUGCUCGCUCUCUGUACCUGGGCCGGAUGUUCAGUGGCGUUCCUGUGGUCAAGCUACGAUUCAGACGCCUCGUUCAGACUGGCUUCACAGCAGAGUUUGACCUGAGAACAUACGACGAUGAAGGCGUUAUCUUCUUCGCCGGUGGUCACUUAAACAGUUCCUGGAUUGUUUUGGCGAUCCACCACGGGAAACUGGAGCUGCAGCUUAAAUACGGCGCCGUAAGCCGGGUGACCAGCAGCGGCCCUUUGGUAAACGACGGACAGUGGCACAAGAUCUCCGUAGAGGAGCAGGGGCGGAGCCUGGUGAUAAAGAUUGACAGGGAGGCAGUGAUGAAGAUCGCAGUAAACGGAGAUCUCUUUACUCUGAAGAAGGGUAUACACGAGCUCAACCUGACAGUGGGAGGAGUUCCCUUUAAAGAAGAUGGACUGCUAAAUAAGGUGAACCCACGUCUGGACGGCUGUAUGAAAGAGUGGCACUGGUUGACUGAUGAAGACACAUCCAUCCAGGAGACCAUCCGCCAUAACGAACGCAUGCAGUGUUACGCCUCCGAGGAUCACAGCUCCUUUUUCCCAGGCCGUGGAUUCGCCUACUUUAAUCACAGCCACGGUGAUACCCAGGUGCUCAGCGUGCAACUGACCCUACGGCCAGCCUCUCCAGUAGGAGUUCUGUUCGCACUCGUCCGUCAGGAUACUGUGCCUCUCUCCAUCUCCUUCUCCGACUACCAUCCUGGAACCCAGCAGUGGGCCGAGUACGUGUUGGUGUCAUUCGGCAACGUCAUUGUGGCCAGCGCUGCAGUCGGCCUGUGUGACGAGGAGGCGCACACUGUGAACGUGUCCGUGGCAGGAAACAUCACCAUACUGGAGGUGGACGGACAGCCUGGCCUUACUGAAUCUGUGGAGGAUCUGGAGCCUCUAGACCUCUCGUCCUCGUAUAGCACAUUCAUAGGAGGCAUACCAGAUGUUUCUCUGGUGUCUACGCCGGUCUCCGCAUUCUACACGGGCUGCAUGGACGUCACAGUUAACGGCCGUCUGUUGGACAUGGACGAGGCCCAACACAAGCACAACGAUGUCCGCUCUCACGCCUGCCCUCUAGUGGGCCCUCACCAGUGAAGCACUAAAGAUUAGCUGGACCAAUCAGAGGGGAAAAAAAUAAAAAAAAUAAAUGCCAGGGCAACCUAGCUCGGCCCUAGCUUAAGCUUAGCCCUGCAACCAAAUGCCUUUAAAAAGAGAGCUUUUAAGUUCAGUUGAAUUUCACUUCAAAGGAAACUUUAAUUUGGCUCUUUAGGAUUGCCUGAUAAAUGGCCUUACUGAGCCGUAUCAUCUGUAUCAUUAAAAAACAAACAAAUACACAAACACAGACACACACUCCUACUAAAACCAACUCUUACAUUUCAAACCUGAGUUUUAUUUCCGACAGAUCAUCGCAUACUCAUGCCUCCAAUAACGUAUACACAAUCACAGACACUGUAACUUGUAUAAUUUAUAUUAUACUCAUAGAGAAAUGGAAGGUGUACACGUACAUUAGGCAUCUGAAAAAGCACUGCGCCACAACACAAGCUACUGAGAGCGAGAAAGAAUAGAGAGAGAGCUGUAUCAUAUUGUUGAUGUAAAUAAGUGACUUUACAAUGCUUUUUAAACAAACAAAAAAAUCAAAGAACAUUCUGCUAUCUUCCUUUCUAGAAUAAAAAGCCUUCAUAUUGCCACCAAAGGCUGGGUAGGUGCUCAGAGUAAUUGUUUAUAAGUUUAUGUUUUGUCAUUACUUUUGUUUAUGUAUGUUUUUUUUUUUUUUAAUCGACUGUAUUGUAUUUGAUUUUUUUUUUUUUUUUUUGUAAUUCUCUUAUGUUAGUCCUUGGUGCAUUUAGUACUGGGGGAAAUGCGGUCUCCUCUUGUCUAACUGGAGGCAGAGUGCUGUUAAAAAACAAAAAAAUAAAGGUGGUUGUAAUAAGACUGUAUUUGUGCUCGUGCAGAGUUUUGCUCUGCAUAUUCUGUAGUGCAUGAGGGUAAGCCUGGAUACAUGGUUUAUUUCUUACAUUCGCUUGUUAAUAGUUUUUAAUACAAGCCAAAUGGAUUUAGCAAAGAA
Clarias gariepinus (North African catfish) is the source of this 3120-nucleotide messenger RNA. RefSeq names its product growth arrest-specific 6 (gene gas6). The record is from RefSeq and is a predicted model, not a curated record. The transcript has 15 exons. Gene Ontology annotation, molecular function: calcium ion binding. The coding region runs from base 198 to 2150 and encodes 650 amino acids. Lineage: Eukaryota; Metazoa; Chordata; Actinopteri; Siluriformes; Clariidae. Gene Ontology annotation, cellular component: extracellular region.